This is a messenger RNA of Zingiber officinale, 1495 nucleotides long. Its product is annotated as DNA excision repair protein ERCC-1-like. The record is from RefSeq and is a predicted model, not a curated record. Lineage: Eukaryota; Viridiplantae; Streptophyta; Magnoliopsida; Zingiberales; Zingiberaceae. The transcript is spliced from 8 exons. Bases 77 to 1246 code for a protein of 389 amino acids. Gene Ontology annotation, cellular component: nucleus; ERCC4-ERCC1 complex; nucleotide-excision repair factor 1 complex. Gene Ontology annotation, biological process: nucleotide-excision repair; meiotic mismatch repair; mitotic recombination. Gene Ontology annotation, molecular function: single-stranded DNA binding; damaged DNA binding.
AUAUCACUGAACCCUAAUAACCGGCCAAACACCCGACGUCAAGAAUCUCUAGUCUCUUUUAAGAAACGAUCCGAUCAUGCCCGAGAAGGCCGACGACGACGAAGAUGCGAGGAAUAACGACGGCGCCGGCGGAGACUCGAAGCCGAAGAAUUCGGCUGGAGUCAUAAAGAUCCCUUCUUAUCAAGAGGUCUUCGGCACAGCGGGUUCCUCUACCCCUCCACCCCACAAUCCUUACCCUUCCUUCUCGCAAGCCUUCUCCUUCAUUAAAUCCUCCGAGUUCUAUACGCCGCCUCCUGCUCCUCCUCCUCCAUCUUCCGAAACUACCCCGCCGUCGGUGCCGCCUUCCACGGUUUCCUCGGUGAGUGGGUCGGGUCAGAAUCGGAAUUCAAUUCUUGUGAGCCAACGCCAGAAGGGGAACCCAUUGCUGAAGCAUGUUAGGAAUGUAAGAUGGAUGUUUGCUGACGUUGUUUGCGACUAUUUUCUGGGCCAGAGUUCUUGUGCUCUUUAUAUAAGUCUCCGUUAUCAUCUUCUUCAUCCUGACUACUUAUAUUAUCGAAUUAGAGAAUUACAAAACAACUAUAAGCUGCGAGUUGUCUUGUGCCAUGUUGAUGUGGAAGAUGUUGUGAAGCCAUUGCUGGAAGUUACCAGGACAGCCAUGCUUCAUGAUUGCACUCUUCUUUGUGGAUGGAGCUUUGAAGAAUGUGCUCGAUACUUGGAGACAUUAAAAGUGUAUGAGAACAAACCCUCCGACAGCAUUCGUGAGCAUAUGCAUACAGACUAUCUUUCACGGCUAAAUCAUGCACUUACUAGCAUUAGACAUGUGAACAAGACUGAUGUAGUAACACUUGGUUCAACUUUUGGGUCUCUAUCAGGUAUUAUGGAUGCUUCCAUGGAAGAUUUAGCUCGCUGCCCUGGCAUCGGUGAAAGAAAGGUGAAGCGUCUCUAUGAUACUUUUCAUGAACCAUUCAGGCGAGUUUCUUCACGGCCUGCUAGUGUCAUUCCAGAAACUCCUGUCAAGGACAGAAAUGCUGAGGAAGCUAGUACCUCUGCGCAUGAUACCAAUGAGCUUGCUGGACAGCUGACGAAUCCUUCCGGAUCUCAAAAAGAAACUAAUCCUCCUAAUAUUAGAUCGGUGCUGAAUGCUGCCUUCGCUAAGUAUGCUGAAAAGGUACGUAGACAAGACACAAAAGCCACCUCACCUGAACGAGGAAAAUCCGGCAAUGGCAAGACCAAAAAGGAUGGAUAAGACUGAGGUUUGUUAAUCCAUUGAAGUAGAGUAAACAUAUGCCAUGAUCAAGAGGAAACCAAUCUCUUCACUAUGCAGUAUAGUAUGCCUUUAAUCAUUCAUAUGGAUAAUUUUCUCUGCGAUGUAGAUGAAGGAAGAUGUUCAAUGUUUUAUCCCCUUGUUCUUUCUGAGUUCUUAUCCUUUUUCAAGUGAUACUUUGUUUGGUGAAACUAUGCCCUAUGCCAAAACAAAUAUUUUUAUCAGCUUUUA